Messenger RNA from Drosophila albomicans, 1401 nucleotides. Its product is annotated as outer dynein arm-docking complex subunit 4. Bases 83 to 1306 code for a protein of 407 amino acids. The transcript is spliced from 2 exons. Lineage: Eukaryota; Metazoa; Arthropoda; Insecta; Diptera; Drosophilidae. Gene Ontology annotation, molecular function: protein binding. Gene Ontology annotation, cellular component: cytoplasm. The record is from RefSeq and is a predicted model, not a curated record.
UUUGUUUGCAACUGUCAGCGAAGGUGUGAAUUUUUCACACUCGCUUCGAUUGACGAAAAUUCGCAGCACAACUUGAGUCGCAAUGUCCACCAGCGUGUUGAACAAUAUUCUAGCCGUCGAUAAGGAACAGGAGCUCCUGCAGAGCUUUAUACGCACUGGUAACAAUGCCGACGAAGAGGAUUUGGACGAGUCAAACAAGAGGUCAAAGGGCCGUGGCCGGGUGUCGCAUAAGCCACCGAUAUGGGAGCGUCGCGACUCCUAUGGCGCGGGUGGCAAAUCCUCCACAGAACGAGGCGCACGCCGCUCCAGCAAGCAUCCGGAUGAUAUGGACGCCGGUGGCUCGAAGCGUGGCAAUCGCAUCGAGGCAGAGCUGCGAGCUGCUCGCAAACGCAUCGAGGAGCAGAUGUUGAAGAAGAAGAAGCCGAAGGAGAACUUUGUUGAUUUCUACACGGACAAGGAUCGGGCAGCGGCUGUCAGUGCCGGCACCUUUGACAUCAAGCAGAGUCUGCAGAUCAAGCAGAAACAGGAUCGCAACGAGGCGUUGCUCAUUCCCGACGAGGCGGACAUAAGUUCGAUCAUAGCGCUGGGAUUAAAGGAGAUCAAGAAUGCAAAUCCUGAGAAUGCGAUACAGUUCUUCUGCAAGGCCCUGGAGCUGAACAAUACGGACAUCAAUGCGCUAAUCUCGCGCAGCAAGUGCUAUCUUCUCUUGGGUGAGGCAUCGAAAGCUUUGCAGGAUGCCGAAACCGCUUUGGCCGAAGAUAAGAAUAACAUUCGCGCCAUUUACCAGAAGGCAGAGUCCCUCUACUAUCUCGGUCAGUUCGAGCAGAGUCUGAUGUUCUUCCAUCGCGGACUGCGUGCUCGUCCGGAGCUCGCCUCCUUUCGCCUGGGCGUGCAGAAGACACAGGAAGCCAUCGAGAAUACGAUUGGCACCAAGACACGAUCUACUGUCCCGCCUCCCAAGAGCAGCAAGUCACGCAAGUCUGGUGACAACACGCCCAAGUCACAGGGACCGAACAGUGCCCGGCCACAAAUGGUGCGCCAGAAGCCCACGAAAGCGGAUCUGGAGCGACGCAAUGCACGCAAGCUGCUCGGGGAGCUGUGCGUCGAUAAGGAGUACCUCGAGAAGCUGUUGCUCCAUCCGGAUCUGGUGCGUGCGGACACCAACACCGAGAACAUCUCUGCCUUGGCCAAGGAAGCCGUUUGCUUCCUCAACAAGCGUCAGGAGUUCUGGCGUCAGCAGCGUCCAUGCACCGCUUUGCCCAAUCACAAGAAUCUGCCCAAUGAUGCGCUGCCCAAGUGGUUCUAAGGUGCAUCUUUCCAAACAGGAUUAAGUGUUAAGUUUAUGUUUUGAUUAUACAUAUACAUAUGUAUUUGCUUGGCUUCAAUAAACUACACAAUUAU